AUGUUCAAUGCCACCCUGAUUUUUCCCACCGUGCCUUACGAGAACUUGAGCAGCCCUGCGGGUCCGCCCGGUCCUCCACUGUGGUACGAGCAUCCAGAAUGUGCCGUGGCUCCUUAUGGCUUUGUUUUCUACUUUGGGGUCAAAGUGUUAAACCUGGCAGUGGGGACCCCGUGUAACAUCCUGGUCAUCUGGCAGAUCGUCUCCAGGAAAAGUGACGCCUCCACCUCAGACAUCUUCAUCUUGAACUUGGCCGUCCUGGACGCCUACUUCAGCUUGAUGACGCCCACAGACCUGGUCAACCGGCUUGUGCUGAAUGACAGUCGCAUCUGGUACUUUUUGAGAUUUGGCUAUGGGAUAAAAGAUGUGGCGCCACUCUUUCUGGUGUGUAUCUGUGUAGACCGCUACAUGGCCGUGGUCCACCCGGUGAUUUUCUCCAGUUACAGAGACAACUUGACCCGUAUCGGCCUUACUGUGGUGGUCUGGGGUCUCAUACUGGCGUAUGCCAUAACAAAGUCCAUCGGGGGAAACUUGUACACCUCAAACAUCUUCAGCGGAGUCAUUCUCUUCACAUUCGCAGUCAUGGUCUUCUGCAACAUAUCCAUCAUCUGGGUCCUCCGUCGCUCCGUGGCUGGAAAGGAGGAGAUGCACCCGGUGAAGAAAAGGGCCUUUAAGAUGGUGCUGACAAACCUGGGCAUCACUGUGUUCAACUACCUACCGCCAGUGGCACUCAUGCCGUUCAAGUCAUACUACACAUUUGUUGAGUUUCACUGUCAGAUCAGCCGCAGCGUGUACUCGCUCAUGGACCUGAGCUGCAGCAUUGAACCCCUCCUGUACAUCACAAAGAUGGAAAGAGUCAACGGCAGGUGCUGCAGGCAGUGCUUCUCAGAGAGGUCAGCUGAUGUCAACGUUUAA
Molecule: messenger RNA, 912 nt
Organism: Cololabis saira (Pacific saury)
Lineage: Eukaryota; Metazoa; Chordata; Actinopteri; Beloniformes; Belonidae
Product: hydroxycarboxylic acid receptor 2-like
Exons: 2
Coding region: 1-912 (303 amino acids)
Biological process (GO): positive regulation of Rho protein signal transduction; phospholipase C-activating G protein-coupled receptor signaling pathway
Cellular component (GO): membrane
Molecular function (GO): G protein-coupled receptor activity
Source: RefSeq, a predicted model, not a curated record